This is a messenger RNA of Melanaphis sacchari, 2391 nucleotides long. RefSeq names its product trypsin-like. NCBI's taxonomy places the organism in Eukaryota, Metazoa, Arthropoda, Insecta, Hemiptera, Aphididae. The coding region runs from base 704 to 1978 and encodes 424 amino acids. Gene Ontology annotation, molecular function: serine-type endopeptidase activity. Gene Ontology annotation, biological process: proteolysis. The transcript has 8 exons. The record is from RefSeq and is a predicted model, not a curated record.
UUAUCUGAUGUUCACAGUCACUUAUAGAAAACCACAUAAAUUUUGUAUGUCCUAUCUUGAUUAAAAAACACUCCAAGUUAACAAAACCUGCAGUUAGUCCAUUAAAUUAAAUGUUUUUUCGUUUGUAAAGUGUUCUAUAUAAAUUAUCCCUGUGUAAAUGGAACACGUCCGAUACACAGAACACUCGCAUUAAUGAAUAUAAAAAUAAUAUUAUUAUCCAUAAUCACUGUGAUUGAUGUAAUCUACGGAAACUUACUUAAAUUUUCCAUAUGCAUACAAAUAUCUAUAUAUCUGUAUUCUGUAUAUUAUAAAAUGUAUAUGUUUAAUAUUUUAGCUAUACGUUUAAGACAGUAUAUAAAACACAUUAUACAUUUCAGUAUCAGAUCGAAUCGAUCGAACGCUGCGAUAGAACUAGGAUUCGUUAAUAAUAACAGUAAUAAUAAUAGUAAUAGUAAUAAUUACGAUAAUCGUGUGUAAAUAACAAUCGAUGAGUUUUCACGGUAUUCGGGCAUAAUUACACGUUACCCUAUCUCCAAAAUGGGCAUGUGUGUUGUGUACAGCAAUAAUGAUAAUGAGCUUGCCAAAACCGACUGGUAUAAAUUAGCAAUAAUAAUAAUAUUACAUAAAGGGAAACCAGAACACUCCAUAUACGUACACGUUUCGAUUUAGGUAAGUGAAGAGAAGGGGUUUGGUUUUCAUUUGAAUGAACAGAUUAAAAAGAUUUGUUUCCAAUCUAUUCGACGUAUCGGUUGACGGGACAAGCAUGUUUAAAUUUCGUUUGUGUUGGUUUAUAUUAUUUACACAGCUCAAGGAUAUGCGACUAUCCAAUGACUUAAACGAUUAUUCUCGAGUCACUGCGAUGCGGUAUUUGGCUGACGGCUCUCAAUUACCAUUAUUAUUGUCAGAUAGAACGGUGAAUUUGGUUUACAAUCAGAGACAACGCCACAGGAAAAUUGUCUACUCGGAUUGGUCGGAUUGGAGUUCGUGUUCGGAUAGAUGUAUUACAGUUAGAAAAAAAUAUUGUUUAAGGUCGAACAUUUGUGGAUCGAACGUUAUUACCGAAUCAUCAUAUUGUUUUAUGACUGGUUCGAGAUGCCUGGGGCUCGUGAAGAAUUACUACAAACAGGUCAAUUCAAGUAUCUCGAACAAAGGUGAUGAGUAUGGUGUGUCCGUGAAUUUUACAUGUGGUGUUGAUGUUGCUUCCGCUACUAAUCUUGGUUACAAGACUCCUAGGUUUUUAAUUAAAAUAAUGGGAGGUCAAGAAUCUGGAAAAUUUCAUUGGCCUUGGCAAGUUGCAGUGUUAAAUGGAUUUCUGGAAGUAAUUUGUGGCGGUACCCUCAUAGCUCCCGGUUGGGUGCUCACAGCUGCACACUGUUCUAGACAAAAAUUAUUCGUGGUGUUAAAAGAAUACGAUUUAUCUGUGUAUGAAGGCGAUGAAGUCAGAUUAAGGGUUGAUCGUAUUAUAAUACAUCCCAGAUACAAUCCAAAUACAAUUGAUAAUGAUAUGGCUUUGUUAAAAUUACGUACCUUGGAUUUAGUAACAGAUGGUAGAUUAAACUUGCAGCCAGCUUGUCUUCCGUCCUCUGAUUUUCAACGGUGGAAACGGAAACCUAAAAUGUGCGUAGUUAUUGGAUGGGGAAAAGUGAAAUCGCAAGAUUCUUAUGGAUCUAAAAUACUUCGAGAAGCUAAGGUUCCGAUCGUUGGUCAGCGGACGUGUCGAGCUGCGUACAGGCGUUAUCAGAUCACCGACAAUAUGUUCUGCGCGGGGUACAGAGACGGUCGGUCUGACACAUGUACGGGUGACUCGGGUGGGCCACUAUUGUGCAACAUCCGUGGCCGGUGGACUGUGGUGGGUAUCACAAGUUUUGGCUACGGCUGUGGCCGGCACAGCAAGUACGGCAUAUACGCCAACGUGGCCAAUCACGUGCAAUGGAUCACGUCCGUGAUACAGACGUCCGGUUCAGUAACCCGACGAUGACAUCCAAAGGGACUUCCUUGAAGCAACUUUUUAUGAUAGUUACCCUACCUGAUCUUUUCCGUCUAUAUUUUAUUGUCUGCAAUAGUAUUGAUGAUGUUUUUUGUCGUGAAAAUAAUAUUUAUAUAUUAUUAUAAUAUUACGAUUGAACGAGAUGCCAUUAAAACAUUAUUUUGAUUGAAAAAACAGUCAAUAUUGUUUUUGAAAUUGAAUUCAAUCAUUUCCCCAAUCGUUCGAGAAUUUUACAGACAUAAAAAUCACCAUGCAACUUACAUUGUUUUAAGCCAGUUAGAUAUUUGUUUAGGAUUGUAUUGUUUUACUUAAGUUUUUAAAAGGAUUAGAGUAUAGGCAAAUACACUUACACUUAUACUAUACUAAAACGGAGUAAUCCAUUUAACGUAAGAGUUGCAAGAUAA